UCAAACCAUUCUGAUUCAUUAGUAGACAAUAGAUGUAAACAAACGAUUCAACUGCGCUUUCGUGUAUUCUUCGAAUUAAAUCUAGUUUUUACUCAACAUAAUCUAGCAAAAUGUUGGGGCUGCAAGCCUACGCCAGUGGAAGUAGCAGUAAUAGUAGCAGCAGUGACGAUUCAGAGCAGGAAGACCAACCGAACGAAAUCUCCGCGCCUAACAAAGCAACAGCUCCGAAGGAAGAAGAACUAAUACAUCUUAAACCUGCGGUUGACAGUUCCCUGUCCGUUGCUAAAUCCAUGCAGAUCUGUGCCGCCCCGCUAGUGGUUCCGACGGGUCAAGUUGAAGUAUCACGAGUGGUCGCAACCACUGUCAAAGAGCUGAACUACAAUCCACGCUAUGAGGAACUGUUUGCUCCGGUUGCUGGGCCAGUCAAUCCUUUCCUGACGGAUCAGAUGAAGGCUUCCAAGAAUAUGUUGACUGGAUUUGUUGAACAUGCUCACAUCAGUGACUUUCAGUUCGAAAAUCAGCGCAAAACGUUUCAUAGCUUUGGUUAUGCGCUGGAUCCGUCGGUGGAUGCGAACAGUGGUGGGAUGGUAGCGGAUGGUAUGGAAGGCCCAAGCUAUGUAGGACACUUGCAGGCUGCCUACGAUACGGAAGGGAAAACCGUGUUCGAAUCUGCCAAAGCGAAUCGCCCCGGUGACAAGCGAAAACGGCUGAAAAACGAUAAACCUGAGGACGUGGAAGGUUUUCUCGGUCCAUGGGGUAAAUUUGAAGACGAACAAACGGUUGCACGGCCGAGCGAACAGGAACGAGCCGAACUGGAAGAAAUGAUGGCUAAGAAACAACGCCGGAAUCGUGUUACCGAAGACAAGCCGAUUGAAGAAAAAUCGGUGCUGCAUAUCAAGGAUUCGGUCGAUUAUCAAGGUCGUUCAUUUCUGCACCCACCGCAUGAUGUGGGAGUUAACCUGCGGAAGGGUGGUGCACCGGAUCGAUGCUUCCUACCGAAGGCCCACAUCCACACCUGGACCGGUCAUACCAAAGGGAUUUCGGCGAUUCGAUGGUUCCCGAAAUCGGCCCACCUGUUGCUGUCCUGUAGCAUGGAUGCCCGUGUUAAGCUGUGGGAGGUUUACAACGAGCGGCGCUGUGUGCGGACCUAUUCCGGACAUCGGCAGGCUGUGCGGGACAUCAGUUUCAAUAAUCGAGGCGAACGGUUCGUCUCGGCCGGUUACGAUCGCUACCUGAAGCUUUGGGACACCGAAACCGGGGACGUAAUUUCACGGUUCAGCUCCCGAAAGAUUCCGUUCUGUGUGAAGUUUCAUCCGGAUUUCAACAAGCAGCACCUGUUUGUGGCCGGGACGUCCGAUAAGAAGAUUAUUUGUUGGGACACUCGAAGCGGCGAAAUCGUUCAGGAGUACGAUCGGCACUUGGGCGCGGUUAACACAAUCACUUUCGUGGAUGAAAAUCGUCGAUUCGUGACCACGUCCGACGACAAAAGUAUGCGCGUCUGGGAAUGGGACAUUCCGGUGGACAUGAAGUACAUUGCCGAUCCGACGAUGCACUCGAUGCCGGCCGUCACGCUGGCACCGAAUGGGAAGUGGUUGGCCUGCCAGAGUCUGGACAACAAGAUUGUCAUUUUCUCGGCCAUCAAUCGAUUCAAGAUGAACCGGAAAAAAUCCUUUUCCGGUCACAUGGUGUCCGGCUAUGCUUGUAAUUUAGACUUUUCACCGGAUAUGAGCUAUCUUGUAUCCGGAGAUGGAGACGGAAAGUGCUACAUUUGGGACUGGAAGACAACGAAGCUGUACAAGAAGUGGCAAGCACACGAAAAUGUCUGCAUUGCUGCCCUCUGGCAUCCGCACGAAUCUAGCAAACUGGCAACGGCUGGAUGGGACGGUUCCAUCAAGUAUUGGGAUUAGUGGGAAACAAUUUGUUAUUAAUUAUGAAAAUAAAAAAAAAAGGUCGGAAGCUCAAAACUCAUUUGUUUC
This is a messenger RNA of Malaya genurostris, 1976 nucleotides long. Its product is annotated as pre-mRNA-processing factor 17. Bases 111 to 1907 code for a protein of 598 amino acids. Lineage: Eukaryota; Metazoa; Arthropoda; Insecta; Diptera; Culicidae. The record is from RefSeq and is a predicted model, not a curated record. Gene Ontology annotation, molecular function: mRNA binding; protein binding. The transcript has 4 exons. Gene Ontology annotation, cellular component: catalytic step 2 spliceosome. Gene Ontology annotation, biological process: mRNA splicing, via spliceosome.